Molecule: messenger RNA, 1572 nt
Organism: Penicillium crustosum
Lineage: Eukaryota; Fungi; Ascomycota; Eurotiomycetes; Eurotiales; Aspergillaceae
Product: flavin monoamine oxidase family protein
Exons: 4
Coding region: 1-1572 (523 amino acids)
Molecular function (GO): oxidoreductase activity
Source: RefSeq, a predicted model, not a curated record
AUGGUCUACUCUUCCGAUGGCUUCUCCUGGACUCCUUCCACUGGCCGCCAGGAAGGGCUUCCCACAAUUGGCGUUGUUAAUCCCUCGUCACACUCUAUUCAGCCGGAAGACGACGUCCACGAUGUGAUUGUCAUCGGAGCCGGGUAUGCUGGUCUGGUCGCCUCUCGAGACCUGGCCACCCAAGGAAAGACAACACUUCUCUUGGAAGCUCGAGACAGACUCGGAGGCCGCACAUGGCACGCAACCAUCGAUGGAUUCAACUACGAGAUGGGUGGCACUUGGAUCCAUUGGCACAUGCCCCAUAUCUACCAUGAGGUUUCUCUGUACGGCCUGCACAAUGACUGGAUCGUCACCCAAAACCCCGGUGGAAAGGAAGACUACUUCACUGCCAUGACGGGCAGUGAGCAGCGCAAUCUCUCGCACGAAGAGGAGGCCGACAUUUGCGGUAGAGUCCUCCGCAGCUUCUGCAACGUCGACGGAGACGAUCUCCGACAGACAUGGAAAUACGCAUUCGGCACCAACCAGUCGCCCGAACUCAUUUCCAAGUGGGACAAGCUUUCGUGCCAGGACCGGCUAGACCAGAUCCGCGACCAGCUGUCCGCUGAAGAGGUGAGCAUUUUGCAAGCCCAACUGAUGCAGAUGGGUGGAAACACCUUGGACAAGAUCGGACUCCUUGGCGUACUCCGUUGGUGGGUUCUGGGCAGCCACACACCGACGGGCUUGAAUGACAUCGCCCUCCAUACUCGACUGCGAAGCGGGAACAGCGAACUGCACCGCCGUAUCUUCGAGCACGCCUUGUCUACCGACAACCUGUCCUAUGGGUUCAGUGCCCCAGUUCAGCGGAUCGAGGAUGCUGGAGACAUUGUCACUGUGACGACUAGAGAUGGGAAGGCGUGGAAGGCCAGGUCCGUUAUUUGCACGGUGCCGCUCAACGUCUUGGCCUCGGUCGAGUUCAGUCCCCGACUUCCUGCGGAUAAGGUGGCAGCUUUGCAGCAGCAGUCGGUCAACAGGUGCAACAAGGUCCACGUCGAUAUUAAUGGGCCAGAAUACCUGUCGUGGGGAUCGAUGGCAACACCCGGGAAGGGAUUGAUCUCCGCAUUUGGAGAUCAUCUCACCCCCGUAAAGGACACUCAUCUAGUAUGCUUUGGUCCUGACCCGGAAUGCUCUGCUGGAAUGACGCUCGACAAUCUUGAUACUGUGAAAGAUGCCGUUGUCCACCUCCUGCCCGAGAAUAAGCAAGGCGAGGCUGUCAUUAACCGUAUUGUGUCUCAUGAUUGGAACAAGGACGAGUUCGCAAAUGGUACAUGGUCUUUCCCUCCACCGAACGCCACGACGAAAUAUCUCUCUGUCCUACAAAGACCACAUGGCAACGUCUUCUUCGCCAGCGCGGACUGGUCGGAUGGCUGGUGUGGUUGGAUUGAUGGCGCCGUCCAGAGCGGUAUGCAGACGGCUCGUCAAGUCAUACUGGAGCAACGGAAAGCUGCGGUUAUGAAAAAGAAGGUUGUGCCGAAGGGUACCUCUAUUGACCUUUCUAUUGACCUCUCCAAAGGUAUCGUACGAUGUGUUAUCUAA